Messenger RNA from Carassius gibelio (silver crucian carp), 1575 nucleotides. RefSeq lists its product as uncharacterized. NCBI's taxonomy places the organism in Eukaryota, Metazoa, Chordata, Actinopteri, Cypriniformes, Cyprinidae. Bases 66 to 968 code for a protein of 300 amino acids. The record is from RefSeq and is a predicted model, not a curated record. The transcript is spliced from 8 exons.
AUGAGAAAACAGAAAAAGCACAGUGUAGAAAAGAAUCGUCAAAGAUAGAGGAUACGAAUUUUGAGAUGUCACAAAUGUUGAGUGCAUUCCUGUCGACUCGUGAGAAUGGGCUUCUCUUCAGUUUAAUAAGACAUGACUGCAGUGUUUUAGCAUGUGGUAUUGUCCAGCUGGUAAUGGCAGCCCCUCCACAGAAAAAGGAAUGGAAAAGUCUCAGUUCUGGAGUACUCUGUCUGGUGCAAGAUAAAUCUGUGCACUCAACAUUCAUGAGAUCCUACAGUCUUAAGAAAGCCAAGCUGCAAUGGGAACAGGAGCUGUAUACACCAUUUGAAUACACAGAAACUUGUCCUUAUUUCCAUACCUUCCCUGGUGAUGAGUGUCAGAUAGGAAUAAACUUUGCGGAUGAAGAUGAGGCCAAGCAGUUCUACAUUGCUGUGCAGAAGCAGAUCAGUGAUAACAAAGCAUCUUCGGGACUUACACGCAGAUACAGUGUGGGCAGUGUUUCUGACUGGAAAGAAAAACUGGACAGUUGUCUUAGAGGAAAUGAACUGCACAAGAGGCUUUCACUCAGAAGUUCACCCAGAGUUCCACAGCAUCUUGAUUCAGACGCAGCACUUCCAGAGAGCAAACCCACAGUUGCUAGCACAAAGUCCAUCCAAUCACAUGACUCCCCAAAGACUCUGUCUGGUGUUAAUGAAGAGUCUGUGUUGCUCGCCCAGAGGAAAGGGCCACUACCACCUAUUCCCAUUCAUGCCAGGAUAGCCAAGUUGAAGUUGAAUUGCAAUGUUAGUGAGCAAAACUUUGACUCCACUAUUCCCGUUCCAUCAUGGGUGCCAUCCCCUCCAUUUUACCAGGCCCCUGCAGUCCCUCCAAGUUCAGUUAUUAAAGAUCCCUACUCUGCUGGAAUGAAGCACAGUUUUCAUUAUAAUGCUGGCAUCAAGGAGGAAACUGGCUAUGAUGACUGCCUUUAAAACCACCAUCAUCUCCAUUGUUUAGGACUUUAUGACUCCGCAACGGUGGGAUGUGGGCCACACAAGCACUUAGACAUGGAAAAUAUCUUUAUUAAUUAUACAUUUCUGCAGAACAACUAUAGUUUAAGAAUGAUUAACGUUGUAAUCAAAACUAAUAAAAACAACAGUGGCUCAUAACAGUUUAUGAAACAAGAUAUAUCCAACCAUAAUAUGCUUAAUCUCUUCUCUGAAUUAAUUUCACUUGUUCUAAAUUCUUACAAACGAGUGUCCAAAUACAUUGUCUUAAUUUUGAACUGUAUCUACUGUUUUAAAAUUUGAACAAAUUAUUUUUUGUGAAACUUUUUGCUUGAAAGUGUACUUAAUGUUGUAAAUGGAUUAUCUUCCUAAAAAUGAAAAAUCUGGGAUUAUUUACACUGCCAUUCCAAAACUGCAUGAUUUAUUUUCUUUUAUGGAACAUAAAUGGUGUUCCGGUGUUUGGUCCCAACAUAUAUUUUGUUCUCUGCAGAAACCGUUUUGGAUUAGAACAACAUGAGGAGUAAAUGACUGAAUUGUUUUUUUUUUUUGGGUGGAGUAUUCCUUUAAAAAUAAAAUGACAGUUGAUUUUCUA